UGUGCAUUCAUUAUAAUCAGUUUUCUUGCAAGACGCAUUGGAGUCAUCUAAGGAUAACUAUAAACAGAUUUCAUCGUCUUUAGAAACCCGAGGAGUUGUUCCCUACGUUAUUGAAGAAAACUCGGCUUUGGAAAAGCUAUAACACUAUCGUGUUGUGAAUUAGAACUUGUUUUUUUCUCUCUUCAUUUUGUACGGUAAGUGUCAAUUCAGAUUUUUAGUUUUUUUAGUAGUUCGAUUUGAUUUCGCCAAAUUAAAGUUCAUUAAUAAAAUGUAUUAUAUAUUGAUAUUAUCAUUGAAUUUACCCCUUAACGAGUAAAAUCGUCUGGAUGCAAACCGUGCAAUGGGCAGAUACUUAAAUACUUUGAUUAACCCAUGCAUUGAGCUAGCUGGCGCGCCCUACUAGCCUCUUGACGAGUAUACAAUCGUCUGGCAUUAAACAAAGACAUCGAUGCAGUACGUAAAAUAGUAAAGUAUAUAUUGCAACUUAAUCAAAUAUAAUUUAUUGCUGAAGAGAUUAUCGGAUCUACAUUAUCAGUUCUCCUGUCAAUUUAAAUCUCGGCAGGGUUCAGGGACUGGAUUUGGAAAAGUUUUCAGAACUAAGACUUAACUUAAGGCUGCUUUCCAGUUACGCCGUUCUUCAAACGUGCGUAUGUACACGCACGGAAAAGUUUAAAUCCAAUUAGAGUUUCUUGUGAAAUAACUGUAAUUGAAUAAAACCACAGCAUAAGACAGUAUAUAGGUCCUAUAUACCAGUCACAUUUGAGCGCGAUGUUACUCAAUGUCAUCAUACUACAACAGUCUUAGUUUCUAUGUCAAUAUAACAGUGACAUGCAGAGUUAUACCCCAAACUUACCUCAGUUUUUCCUAAAAGUAUCAGCACUUCUGAAUUGUUGACAGUGCAUCUGCUGCCCUGUUACGCCUCCAAGAGAGCCCAUUAAUAGUGUGAUUUCAUCAUUUUCAUUUUUUCCCACUUUCUAUAUAGAAACAAAUUAGAAUAUUCAUAUACAUAACAUGGACGGUGGAUCUUACCCGAUGCAAGACAAAUCUUGGCAAGUGCAGGGCGGCCAUAUGCCUUCGGCACCACCGAAUUACGUGGCGAAUGUACACCAACCAGCGGGAGGAAUUAUACAACCGCACGUGAUACCGUACAACAACGCGCAUGUCCAGCAGCCGAGUGGCCACACAGUUGUUGUCGUAGUAAGUACAAUAGACAAUUCCCAUUAUAGACUAAUUUUAAAACUAGGCAAGGAGAUGCAAAUAAAUCACCACAGCUAGAAAGAGCAUACUAAAAUGAGUAAAUUUAGUACCAUUUUCAAAUAAAGUACCAUUUUUGGCCCAAUUGUGGUAGCAAUUUCCGCAACUAGCACGGAAUACAAAAGUAUACAAAAUUUGCAAACUUUGCAAGGAUAUAUUUUCCGCAUUUCACAACAUUUCGCAGUUAAACAUUGCCAUUUUAUUCAUUUUAGUACGCUCUUUCUAGCUGUGGUGGUCAGGGACGUUGUGAAGACAUUAACAUUGGGGGGUGUCUUCAUGUUUUGACAAACUUUUCCUAGAAUUUUGACCAAGUAGUAGAAAUGUUUCCCGAAAAUGUUGUCGAUGGGACUAACACAAGCAAAGCUUCAAAUAUUUUUCGACCAAAAUAAGCAAGGCUGGCAAUUGUUUCCGCGCAAAUUAAACAUGACCAAAGAAAAUGAGUUAAAAUUGCGAACGAUUUCAUAACUUUGACCAUCUUUUAUCUCAAACUUUGAACAAAUUUUACUAACUUUGACCUUCAAUUAUAAGCAAAUAUUAGUUCCAUUUUGACCAACUUUGACCGUUUUGAAUUAUUGGGAGGUGUUACACCCCCCUCCCCCCCCCAACCCCUGUAGGGACGUAGGGACGUCCCUGGUGGUGGUUUAUUUGCAGAAUAUUGCAGUUAGUUUUUUCAAUUAAAAGGGCUGAAAUGCGCCUUAAAAACCAUCAAUCAAAAGCUUUUUGCGUUUCUCCAAAUUGGCGAAUACUAACCGUAACCAUGCACGAAAUGUUUUCUUCACAAAAUAAUUUAAAUUUAUGUUGCUUUGCAGCCCUCACACGCAAUAGCUGGAAAUUAUGUCAACGACUAUAUGGGUCUAUCAAUUUUCUCCUGUCUCUGUUGCUUUUGGCCUGUUGGAAUUGUCGCAAUUGUGCUGUCAUGCAUGGUAAGGUUAAUUGCGACACUAUAUAUGACGUCACAUUGUAUAAUGACUUUCUGAAAAAACUUCAAGAUCAUAUUGGAUAUCGUGCAUCGAAAAGAUAAAACUGUGCAUACCGUAUUUACUCGUUUGAGCGCCGCCCCCGAUUGAGCGCCGCCCCCGAUUGAGCGCCGCCCCCGAUUGAGCGCCGCCCCCGAUUGAGCGCCGCCCCCGAUUGAGCGCCGCCCCCGAUUGAGCGCCGCCCCGAAUGAGCGCCGCAUUUGAGAUCAAAUUUUUUUAAAGAGCGCCGCCCCCGAAUGAGCGCCGCACUAAACGGUGAAAAAACAUUCCACCGUCAAAAUGGGGACAUUUAGUGACAAAGACAUUUAAAACUUGUUUAUUUUAUUGUUAAAAGUUCUUCUUAUAAUUCACAAAUAAAAGUUUUUUAAAGAGCGCCGCCCCCGAUUGACCGCCGCCCCCGAAUGAGCGCCGCAUCUGAAGCUCUGAAAAUUUAAAGAGCGCCGCGGCGCUCAAACGAGUAAAUACGGUAUAUGUAUGUGCUAUCAUGUCAACAUACUACAAAUAUAUGUCAAAUGUUGACAAAUUUGAAUCAAUUAUCCAUGAGACAUAUAAAAGUUUCUUUCAGAAAGCCAUUGUAAGCAAUUUGUUGUCAUAGUGAGGAAAAUUUGCAUAUCCAUCGUUAAAUAUCUGACGAAAAGAAAGGCAAAGUGAUCAUCAAUUCUGAUCAAGGACAUAAUGGUCUAUAUAUAUAUAACAAUAAGUAGAUGUUUAUACAGCCAAUUCAAAAAAGGUUGUACUUUGAAAACCGACUACAAGUUUCAAGCUUAUAGUAGUUGAAUAUUGCAGCUAUUGUUCUCGUAAGGAGAUAUUUACCGUGUCUCUAUUAGAAAUGGGUCCCAUAUAUGAUUUCUAAACUGAUUAAAUGUUGCUCCCAUUAUGCUUUGCGCGCUUAGAGCUUAAGGUUUAAGGUUUAGAGUUUGACUAGGUUUUUCAAACGACAACUUUUUUUGAAUUAGCUAUAUAUGUUCAAAAAUGUUAUCAAACAAUUUUUUUGUUGUUGAAUAAUACAUGCAUGCGAAGUACAAUUUUCGUAUCUCCUCCACAAUUUAAAACGAUUUUUCUGUUAUCAAGGUUGGUUCGAGCAGACGUGAGGGUGAUUUAGAAGGAGCAAAGAAUUUUUCAAAAUGGGCAAAGUAUUUGUCAAUUGCUGCAAUCAUAUUAGGUGUAAUAACCAUUGUUAGUGUUAUUAUAAUUCGUUCAGUCGUAAACUCAAAUAGCAGUGGUAAAAAUUAACAUUUAUGCAACAAGGGGAAAAUAUUUGUCUAUCGCAACAUGGUGUAAUAACUAUUGUUAGUUAUAAAAUAUAUAUUUUGCGCAUGCGUGCAGCCAUAGCCUCAAAUAGUAUAGAUUAACUAAAGACGAAUUUGUCCAUAGUUUCGCAAUUAUAUUUAUUAUAUGUGUACAUAUAAUGUAAUAAAUAUUGUCGCAGUAAAAUCCUGCACAUAACAACCUAAAGUAGAAAAUAUGUAAGUGUAUAUAAGUGUAUACUUGCACACGAUUUGUAUAGAGUGAAGACAUUGGAUUCAUGAAUACAAAUGAAUUAUGAAUAUAAAUUACGAUAUGUUUCAAUUCAAAAAAGUUCGAAAGAUGCAAAAUUUUGGCAAUGUUUAUAUCUGUGGGUCCCCUUUGUUAUGAGCAGAACUGAUGCGCAGAAUGGACUUUACUGCAUCUUUAAUAAUCAGAUCAAAUACGUAUAGGAAUCUAUUCACCCUGCAGGCUGGGGAAAUAUUUCCUACAUGUGUAUAAUUUAAUUUAUUUUAUCUGCAUGAUCAACAGUGUAAUAGCUAUAUAGGGUCAGAUCGGCUUGGCUACAGGGUGGACCUUUGGUCCAAUGCAAUGGUCUGGGUCAACUCUCUGUAAAUAAAUUAAUUACUAACUGUUAUAAUAUAAUCUAUACUCUUUAAUUAAAGUUUGAAGUUUGAUUUUUUCACGAAUUUAAUUAAAUAAACACCUCACUUUCACUUCCACUAUAAUUUAUUCUAUAUAGUGAUAUAUGAAAUCCCUACAUGGUUUACACUCACGACCCAACUUUUCAACAUAUAUGCUGAAAUAAAUAACUCAUUAGACAUUACGAUUCCAAAGUUUACUACAAAGCCAAAUGACGCUUAUAAUCUUGUGAAUCAGAUUAUAUAUGCCUUUGAAUGACAUGCAUUUGGGUACUUAAUCAUUUUAGUGUAGGUAUUACUGCCCCUCCCCCUCCCCCAAGGGUGAAAACAAAUCCUGCGUACAGCACUGAUAUCUUGUCAAUGAAGCUAGCGCAAUCAUGCGAAGCUAGCGCAAUCAAUUUAUUCUUUUAAAAACUGCCUGAAAGAUUCAUGCUAACAUCUUCUAAUAUACUGUAUAUGCAUGCUUUAGAAAUAUGGGUCACACCGUUUGGAACUUAAUUCUUGUA
Molecule: messenger RNA, 4623 nt
Organism: Paramuricea clavata
Lineage: Eukaryota; Metazoa; Cnidaria; Anthozoa; Malacalcyonacea; Plexauridae
Source: the annotation of a GenBank genome assembly